GAUGAGGCCCUAAUAGAGGCUGCAGAAAAGGAAUGGCGCAGAAAGAGGGAGCAUGGGAAAAAUAGGAAUUGCUGUCCUACUGCAUUUGUUUUCCACUCCAAAGUCAGAUGUUAUUGCAACUGGUGACAGUAGCACCACUGUUUCUGCCAGUUACCUCUUCCUCGUCAAAUCCAGUGACUUGGAAGAUGGGCAGAGAGUGGGUGAAACACACAAGGUGUCUUCUCCAGUACUUGCUAUUGACCAUUCUUUUUUUCCAUGGCCUCAAAACGUAUUUAAAGGGAGUCCAUGGUGGAAAAAAGGUUGAAAACCACUGAGUUAAAGAGUUCUAUUUAUAUACCUGUAUUUUUUUUUUAAAUGAUAUGAUAUUAUAUUUGUUUGAACUUCAAGUCUGUAGAAUUUCAAAACCAAAGUAUAGUAGCAUAGCUUUCUUUAUCUUUUGCUCAUUUUUAAAAAUGUGUUUGUCUCACGUUUUUGUUUUUGACAGUUUCCGUGAUUUGAUGAAGCUCUAUCAAAUGUAUUCCAGACUGGGCAAUGGCAACAUUCACCCACCAGUUCAAUUAGAAAACUAAUUUAUCCAAAUAGAGGUAAUAAAAAAUAGAAGUCUUAUGAAAAUGCUUGGAUCAGAACGUGGUGUGGUAGAGGAAUGGCUAUCAGAAUUCAAGGUAUUACCUGAAAUGCAGAUUUCCAAUUAUGCAGCAACACUUCAUCGGAAGAAAAUAUUAGUGCCAGCUCUAUAUAAAGUUAUUCAAGAUCCAAAUAAUGAGUUUCUGGAACCUGUCUGCCACCAACUCUUUGAACUUUACCGUAGUUCUGAGGUUCGUCUCAAAAGAUUCACAUUACAGUUCUUGCCAGAACUCAUCUGGGUUUAUUUGCGUCUUACUGUCAGCAAAAAUAGGCAGAGCAAUGGUUGCAUAGAAGCCCUACUUCUAGGAAUUUACAACUUGGAAAUUGCUGACAAAGAUGGGAAUAAUAAAAUUUUAUCUUUUACUAUCCCUUCCUUAUCAAAACCUUCAAUUUACCAUGAGCCAUCUACAAUUGGAUCCAUGGCUUUGACUGAGGGAGCCCUGUGUCAGCAUGAUCUCAUCAGAGUAGUUUAUAGUGACCUUCACCCUCAAAGAGAAACAUUCACUGCACAAAACAGGUAAGCAAGUGAUGUAGUAGAUCUUACCAUAACAGUCCAAAUAUUUUAAAAGAAAAAUGCUUCUUGACUUUGAAAUGUGACUUUCUGUUUUGUACAUCAUUUUGAAUUCAUUAAUUGAACUCGAAUUGUAUUAUUUUUGUUUGCAUUUGUAUAAAAGAAUUGGAGACUAUUUGUGUUUUUACAUUAAUACCUUUCGCAAUUUUAGUUAUGGCCAGAGACAGAUAACAGAAAAAUAUGGAUUGCAAAUGGUAAGGCAAAACAGAGAAGUAAAGAGAUAAUGAAGUAAAAUAAAUCAACAAAAGAUAAGCUGAAGAGUUAAAUAAAUAAAUACAUACAUACAUUAA
Thamnophis sirtalis is the source of this 1485-nucleotide messenger RNA. Lineage: Eukaryota; Metazoa; Chordata; Lepidosauria; Squamata; Natricidae. The record is from RefSeq and is a predicted model, not a curated record.